Messenger RNA from Brassica napus (rape), 1490 nucleotides. RefSeq names its product proline iminopeptidase. Gene Ontology annotation, molecular function: aminopeptidase activity. The coding region runs from base 119 to 1321 and encodes 400 amino acids. The transcript is spliced from 10 exons. The record is from RefSeq and is a predicted model, not a curated record. Gene Ontology annotation, cellular component: cytoplasm. Gene Ontology annotation, biological process: proteolysis. Lineage: Eukaryota; Viridiplantae; Streptophyta; Magnoliopsida; Brassicales; Brassicaceae.
UUUUAAAGAAACCAUUGUACCAAAAUGAAACAAUUUGGAGAUUUUUGGUUAGACCAGCACGAAUUGCGAAACAAACAACAGAUAUCAUUCAUCGCUGUCCAAAGCAUCAUCAAAUGCGAUGAAAUUAGGUCAUCACAUUUAUAUACUCCCGUCCUUCUCUCUACCCACUUACUCUUGUAUUCGAUCGUUUCCACCAUCCCCGAUCAAUCUCAAUCUCUCCUUCCCAGUAAGAAAACGCGCAACGAUUCGCAGUAUGAGCGACUCAAUCGUAGUGCCUCAAAGGAGAAGCCUUUACCCUCCAAUCGAGCCGUACAACAACGGGAUUCUAAAGGUUUCAGAUACUCACACACUCUACUGGGAGCAAUCAGGAAACCCAGAUGGCCACCCAGUUGUGUUUCUUCAUGGAGGUCCAGGAGGAGGAACAUCUCCUAAUAACAGGAGAUUCUUUGAUCCUGAGUUUUACCGGAUUGUUCUCUUCGACCAGGUCUCGCCGUUUCUUAGAUUUUCUUUUGACACUCUUAACAUUAUUAAAACUCUUUCAUUUGUUUUUUUGUUUUUUUUCUCCUUCCAGAGAGGUGCAGGGAAGAGUACACCACAUGCUUGCUUGGAGGAGAACACCACUUGGGACCUUGUCAAUGACAUUGAAAAACUCAGGGAGCAUUUGAAAAUUCCUGAAUGGCAGGUUUUUGGUGGAUCUUGGGGUAGCACUCUAGCACUUACUUACAGCCAGUCCCACCCUGAUAAGGUUACUGGUUUGGUCCUUAGAGGGAUCUUUCUGAUUCGGAAGAAGGAGAUUGAUUGGUUUUACGAGGGUGGUGCUGCUGCUAUAUAUCCUGAUGCAUGGGAGGAGUUCAGAGAUCUUAUUCCAGAAAACGAGAGAGGUAGCCUUGUGGAUGCAUAUCACAAAAGACUCAACUCCGAUGAUCUGGAAACUCAAUAUGCAGCUGCGAGAGCUUGGACUAAAUGGGAAAUGAUGACUGCUCAUCUUCUUCCAAAUGAUGGAAACAUUCAAAAGGCAGAAGAUGAUAAGUUUUCAUUGGCGUUUGCAAGGAUUGAAAACCACUACUUUGUUAACAAGGCGUUCUUUACCUCGGACUCAUACUUGCUGGAGAAUAUUGAUAAAAUAAGACAUAUCAAGACCACCAUUGUUCAGGGAAGGUAUGACGUAGUUUGUCCUAUGAUGUCUGCUUGGGAUUUGCACAAAGCAUGGCCAGAGGCAGACCUCAAGAUUGUUGGUGAUGCUGGACACUCGGCAAAUGAGCCUGGAAUCGCAGCAGAACUGGUGGUUGCAAAUGAAAAGAUGAAAGCUCUUGUGGGAUGAAAGGAUUCGAUGGACUGCGUUCAUAUCUUAGGGACUUGUGUUCAUUUUUUCAAGUUUUUUGCUGCUAAGUAACAUCACAUUCACAGACGCAUGAGCAUUCACAUAGUUUGUUUUCAACGCGAACCAAAUGUUUUUAUCACAAAAUCUAAUUUAAACGAGUCUCUGAUUA